GAGGGGUCGGAAUUUGGUGUAACCUAGGGAGGUGAUCGGAAUUAGGUGGUGGUUAGGGUUUUAGGAGUGCGGAAUUUGGUGGUGGCUAGGGUUUUAAGAGUUGUCGGAAUUAGGGGGGCUAUAUGGGUGGUCGGAAUUUGGUGGCUAGGGUUUUGAGGUCGGAAAUUGGUGAAAGGGGGUCGAAAUCCGGUGUGGGGGCUGUGACUGGGUGCGGUGCGAUGCGGUGUUAGCGGUUAGGUGGUGGGGUCGUUGGUCGUAGUGAUUAGGUGGUGGCUAGGGUUUUGAGGUCGGAAAUUGGUGGAAAGGGGGUCGAAAUCGGUGUGGUGGUUGUGCGGUGCGGUGCGGUGGUUGUUGCUGUGCGUUGCGGUGGUAGUUAUUAGGUGGUGGGGUCGUUGGUCGUAACGGUUAGGUGGUGGGGGCUGGUAGCGGUUAGGUGGGGGGGGGCUGGUCGUAGCGGUCAGGUGGUGGGGCUUGUCGUAGUCGGUCCGGUGGUGGGGUCUCGACGGUGGCAGCAACCACCGGUUGAUGGAUGGGGUUUUUUAAUUUUUUUUUUGUUUUUUUUAAAUUUUUUUUCUAAAGCUUACCCAAUAAUAUGGCGACACGUGUGCAAGGUAGGCCCCACUAACGGAUUUAUGGACGGAAUCCAUUAGUUGGAGGUGAUUGGUGGUAAAACUGAUGUUUAAUUUUUUUAUGAGGUGGUAAAGUAAAUCUUUUUUUUUUAAGGUGGUAAAUUCAAUUAAGUGGUUAUUUGAAGGUGGUAAAAAUCAAAAUUCCCUUUAUUUUAUCUUAUAUUUGGGCCAACAGUUUUGGCGUUGGUUGAGGUUUAACGGUCAGUCGAUUUCACAUAGCCCAAAGGACGUCUUUGUCAUUCCACCCCACCAACAAAUUUCUUCAUUUUUAAUCUUCAAAAGCUUCCAUUUUUAUUCUCCUUCCCUCUUCUUCCUUCUUUUUCGUUCUUCACCUCUGAUCCAUCUGAAUACCUCCAUUCAAUCAAGGUACUCUCUUUUUCUCUCUCCUCUUCUUUCUGAUUUCUUCUCUAUCCCAAAAUCUUAGCUUUUAUUGCAUUUUUAUUUCUAAGUUAGCAGGAUUUCUACCUUUGAUAUCUGAAAUUUGUUGGCAUUUUGAGAAAUAAAUCACUUACUAUUAGGAUUUUCUUGAUAUUAUCAUCUGGGUUUCAUUUGAAAUUGGAAAUGAUGUAAUGGGUAUAUUUUUUUUUUGGAAUGUUUGAGGAAUUGGGCAAUGUUAUAUUGACUUUUAGUACUUGGGAAUAAUUGGGUUUUUGAUAAUUUCUUGUUUUGAUGGGUGAAUUGUGAUUGAGGUGGGAUUUAUAUUAUUUGGGUGAUUGUCGUGAGAAUUAUUUAUCUGGUUAGUUGAUUGAUUAUUUAUGUUAAUGUAGCUAAACUUUGAUGAUGAUGAUUAUGUUGGCUUUUGAAAUUGGUUUAUGGAUUAUGAAUUGUGGCAUUUUUGGUGGUUUUAGGGUCUGAUUUGGGAUGGGAUCAUCUUUAUCGAUUUUGGAACGUUGGAGUUCAGGUUGUUUACAUAAGCUGGAUUGUCAUUUGGUUUUCCCAAUUGAAGUCAUUGGUUUAUUGUAGGAAACCCUUGUAAUUCAAAUUAUAUGGCUGUAAAAGGAUCCUUCCCAAUUAAAGUGGAUAGUAAUGUACAUGGAUUUACCCGCGUGUUAAAAUCAGCUGCGUGCGAGUGGUUGUUGCUAUUUCUCUUGUUACUUGAUGCAGCAUUUUCGUAUUCCCUAACAAAGUUUGCUCAAUACUGUGAGCUACAAUUACCUUGCAUAUUGUGUUCAAGGCUUGACCAUAUUUUAGGAAAAGAAAAUCCGGACUUUUAUGUAAAUCUGCUUUGUAAUAAUCAUAAGUCAGAAAUAUCAUCUUUGAUUUCUUGUCAUAACCAUGGGAAACUUGUUGAUGUUCAUGGAAUGUGUGAAGAAUGUCUGUUGUCGUUUGCAAAGAACGACUCAAAGGAAGAAGCAUACAAAAUUUUGGUAGGUAAGUUGGGAUCAGAAUGUAUUCAGAAACCAUUAGUAAAUUUGGAUAUUAAUUCUGGUUCUUUGACCACAAAGUUCUGCUCAUGUUGUUCAAAGCCAUGGAGAUCUAGACCAAGUGUGCAGAAGAUGGUUCAGUCGAAAUUACCUUCUGCACCUGUUUCUAAUCCUGAGAUUCCUUCACCAAAAUCACCAGGACAUAGAUGUCUAAACAGUCAACAGGGAUUGAAGAAUAGAAGGGAUAGAUUUUUGUUGCCAACUAAACCUCUUGUCCUAGGAAGUAGAGAUCAUGAUUCCUUGUCUCAUGUUGGGUACACUGAAGUAAAGAUCAGUUCAGACUCUGAAUCAGAUUUCCCAUUUUCUGAUGAUGAUGAUCUGAUCAAUGUGCCUCGGAACUGGAAAAUGAAUGAAUUUCUAUCACGACAGGGCUCCAAGUUCACCCCAAAGAGUCAGUAUGCUGAUGUUUUCCCAGCAGUGCAACGUCAGAAAUCAACUCCUGCCACUAGCAAUUUAAUGCUUCUACAUCUUGAGCCUGAAAAAGGUGAAACGACCACUCCAAGGUUUAUAUCUAAUAGUGAUUUAAGGAAGGGCCUUGGAGAGCUAAACUGGCAACAACUUAUAAAAAAAGCAAGUCCUUUAGUACCUGAGCUUGUGUCAUUGGAUGAUAUUCCUUUAUCAUCCAGUGCUCAAAAGGGUUCACCAGCUAUAUCUGCAGAUGAAGGUGACAGAGUUUCUCUCUCAAAUAUGCUUGAUUCUUCUGGUUAUACAGAUUUUAUUUCUCACAAAACUGCUUUGUCAUCUGAAAACGUGCAACUGCCAGCUAGACUAUCAAAAGAGAAUUGUAUCAAAACUAAGGAAAUUGGUGACACAGGACUUACCUCUGCCAUGAAUAAUUGGGAAUCUAUUGAUUUGGAUAGCACCUCAACUCUUUCUUCAAGGAAGGAUGCUGCACUUGUGCCUAAUAACAAUUCUGUCAUUGGUGCAAGAGACCUUGCUCCUAUUACUAUUAAGGACGUUAAAGCUUCAAACCUUUUAUCAGAACAAAUUGGCAGUAGCGCUUGCAAUGUUAUUGAAUCAGAUGAGGAAGUUUCAAAAGUAUCAGACCCCCAAACAGAUUCAUUAUCAAGCAAUAUGUGCCCUCCAGUGAAUGGUCACUCUGAUGAACCACAGAAGAUUCAAAAUCCUAGUUCCAAUGAUACUCUGAUGCCUCCUAAAUCUCCAACAAGUAUGGAGAGGUCUCAGUCCCUUGAAUCUCUAGAAGAAAGUGUAAGUGAAAUUGAAGGUGAAAGUCUUGUUGACAAGUUGAGACGACAGGUUGAAUAUGAUAAGAAAUGUAUAAAAAAUUUGCACAAGGAGCUAGACGAAGAGAGAAAUGCGUCUGCAAUUGCUGCGAAUCAAGCUAUGGCUAUGAUAACUAAGUUGCAAGAGGAGAAGGCUGCUCUUAACAUGGAGGCCCUACAAUAUCUGAGGAUGAUGGAAGAGCAAGCAGAGUAUGAUGUGGAUGCGCUGGAAAAGGCUAAUGAAAUGAUUGCUGAAAAGGACAAAGAAAUACAAGAAUUGGAGGCAGAGCUUGACUAUUUUAGAAUAAAGUAUCCAGAAGAUUUUCCAGAAAUGAAUUAGGAAAUUUUGUUUGCAGAGGUUGCACAAGGCUCCUACUUUGAAAGCACUGAAGUUAAGAGUUCGUAGAAUUGAAGAUAUUAUCACACUGCACAUCCUUGAAUGUCGUACAAUAUCUGGAAGCUUUGCAGGAUUCCUGCUGGAAAAAAUGGACAAAGAAAUUGAAAGCAUCAGCUUGUUGCGAGUGAUUCUGAGAAGAGGCCAUGCUAACUUUCAGCAGCUGCUUAGAUGCCGAGAUGAUUACGUAAAGAAAGUUCUCAUUAAGGUAUCAGCUCAAUACUUUGAUGAAAAUGAUCAGCGAAGUCUGCCAAAUCUUUUGCAUCCUCAUUUUUUGUCUGAGGUGUGUAUACAUUCGAUAGUUGUCAUUGAAGCAGCAGCAGUGGCGUAUCUUGUGGAUAUUCUCAGAACAGAAUUAUCAGACUGUAUACUAGUGUGCAUCUCUUUGAUAUGUUAUCAAUUGUUUUGAGGCUGAAUCCAAUCGGCCAACAUGUAACUGAUUGUAUCUGCCUAUGUAAAUUUUGACCCCAUUGAUUUGGUUUUCUUGUAAUCCUCACAGCUUAGGAAUACCAUUGUUUUCCCAACUACGGAGUACAAAAUAUACUUGGUGUCUUACUUUGCUCA
Chenopodium quinoa (quinoa) is the source of this 4234-nucleotide messenger RNA. Its product is annotated as myosin-binding protein 1-like. The record is from RefSeq and is a predicted model, not a curated record. The coding region runs from base 1616 to 3616 and encodes 666 amino acids. Lineage: Eukaryota; Viridiplantae; Streptophyta; Magnoliopsida; Caryophyllales; Amaranthaceae. The transcript has 3 exons. Gene Ontology annotation, molecular function: myosin binding.